AAAACUUAUGAAAUGUCAUUUAUGAGAAAAUAACUUAAAGAUCAAAUUUAUAGAUGCCGACUAACCUGUUUAUAUCGUGCUAGUAACGCGAUCGGUUGAUCUGUCAGAUAAGAACUCUUAGGUGAAAUUUGAUUUUUCUAAUGUUUCACGAACAUUUUUAAUCCUACUUGCAAGUUAAAUGUACUUAGAUUAAUUACUUUCAAUGUGUAAAAAUAUUUGUGAAGAAAAUGUAAUCAUUUUAAUAUUACAUAUAGGUAUAAGUGAAAUUUGAAGCUAAUAUAUUUCAUUGCUGUGUAAGAGCAGAAUGAUGAUUAAGAUUGCUCAAAAGUUACUUUGGUAUAAAUGUAAGACUUAUAACACAAUAAAAUUAAACAUGUAUAAAUAUUAUAUUGAAACAUUAUAAGCUUCACAAAUAGCAGAAAUAAUAUAUUUGAUAAUUAGUAUGCUGACUUCUUCAUAAGUGAUAUUUUGGAAAAUGGAUAUUGGAGUUGUUAAAAUUGCUGAAGACAGAGACUUUGAAAAACUCAAGAAGUUGUAUGAUGACAAUAAUGAAUGGAAAUUAGAUUAUAAUAAACCAGAUUUGUCAGUAUGGACAAAAUCUGUACCAGGAAUUAGUUUUAAAAUGGUGAAAAUUAGAACUCGUUUUCCUGAUGUUUUACCAGAAACUUUAUAUGAUGUUCUACAUGAUCCUGAAUAUAGGAAAGUUUGGGAUACUCAUAUGAUUGAAUCAAAAGAUAUAGGGUUUUUUAAUCCAAAUAAUGAUAUUGGUUACUACUCUAUGGCCUGUCCAUCUCCAUUGAAAAAUAGAGAUUUCGUUCUACAAAGAUCGUGGCUUGAUACUGGUAUAGAGCAACUGAUUCUAAAUCAUUCCGUUUUUCAUAAAGAUUAUCCACCAAGAAAGCAAUUUGUGCGGGCAACAUCUUAUCUCACAGGAUAUAUUGUAAGACCAUCACGAAAUGGUGAUGGUUCUGAACUGGGUUACGUAUCUCAUACUGACCCACAUGGAAAACUACCAGUUUGGCUUGUUAAUAAAGUUACACAAAUAUUUGCUCCAAGAAUGGUUAAAAAAUUACAUAAGGCUUCUGUAGCUUAUCCUAAUUGGAAAUUAUUAAAUAAUCCAAAUUAUAAGCCAUGGCAUUUCCCUGAACAAAUAGCGUCACCGCGAAUAAAAAUUGAGGAUUGUGUAAAAUCUGCAGAAGAAAGGAAUUCAAAGAACCAUUAUGUUGAUGAAUCAGAAUUGAAAGAGUCUAUUAUGAUGGAUAGUGAUUAGUUUCUUUUAAUAAGGCACACUAUAAUUCUGUUAAAAUCAUGAAAUAUCAAUAUAAUUUAAAUAUAAUUUAAGAUGUCAAAUACAGUACUAAAAAAUUUCAUACUAAUAACAAAAU
This is a messenger RNA of Megachile rotundata (alfalfa leafcutting bee), 1385 nucleotides long. Its product is annotated as START domain-containing protein 10. The record is from RefSeq and is a predicted model, not a curated record. NCBI's taxonomy places the organism in Eukaryota, Metazoa, Arthropoda, Insecta, Hymenoptera, Megachilidae. Gene Ontology annotation, molecular function: lipid binding.